Porites evermanni is the source of this 741-nucleotide messenger RNA. The record is from the annotation of a GenBank genome assembly. NCBI's taxonomy places the organism in Eukaryota, Metazoa, Cnidaria, Anthozoa, Scleractinia, Poritidae.
AUGUUGAAAUACCCAUGCAGUGAAUGCCACAAAGCAGUUAGAAACAACCAAAACGCCAUCUUGUGUGCCACAUGUGGAAACUGGUCACACGCUAAAUGCCUCAAUAUGUCUCGGACUAUUUUCCAGUACUACUUAGACCAGCCUGAUAUUGAUUGGACUUGUCCAGCCUGUGCUCUACCGCCACUGACGGACUCCUUCUUUGAAGAAGUUUCUGAAGGAGAUACACUAAUUCCAGCCGAGGAGUAUCAAGGGGAAACAACUCAAAAUACGGCCUUCGAGCAGUUUCUUUACAGAGAUGUCACAGAAAUUACUUCUGAAAAUGAUCAGCUAGAACUCUUUAGGAAACAUCACAAUAAGGAUUUCUUAAUCGCCCACUUGAACAUUAACAGCAUCCAAAAUAAAUUUGAAGAACUGACCAAAGUAAUCAAGAAAAUCAACGCCCACAUAAUGUUCGUAAGUGAGACCAAGAUCGACGCGAGCUAUCCCAACGCUCAGUUCAAAGUUCUGAACUACUCCCUCUACUCAAAUGAUAGGAAAAAGGGCGGUGGUGGAAUUAUGGCUUUAAUAUCUCAAUCGCUAGUCAGGACACAGCUCAAACCUGAUAAAUCCUUUACAACACUGGAAAUAAUUGCCUUCGAAAUCAAAACAGAUAUGGACAAUAUGGUAAUUGUUGGUAUUUUUCGUCCCCCGAGAGCUCUGUGUGGCGAAUAUCAAACACUGCUGGAAAGCGAACUCAGUUAG